UAGAAGAGAGUUUUCGACCGUGGAAUUAUUUGUUAUGAAGUGAUUCCUGUGACUUUCUUUCUACAUGCAAGCUUUCAUCCCAAUACAAAUCCUACACAGAGUGAGCAAUAGAGAGAUCAUGGCCGAUAAUGAAAGUUCAAUACAGUCCGCCUCCACCCAAAGUGAGGUAGAUCAAUCCAUGUUACUUCGCAAACAAUCCUCGUUGCAGCCACUGCCAGUGAGCUCUGAACUUGAAGAAAUAUUAUCAAACACUGAAUUUACAUACUUUCAGCGUCUCCAAAGAGCAGUCUUCCUUGAGCUCAAAGCACUAUUUCUUCUAGCAGGGCCUGCUAUUGUGGUUUACUUGCUCAAUAAUGUAGUUUCCAUGUCUACGCAGAUCUUCUGCGGACAUCUUGGCAAUCUUCAGCUUGCUGCGGCCUCUCUUGGCAACACUGGAAUCCAAGUUUUCGCCUAUGGUCUUAUGCUAGGAAUGGGGAGUGCAGUGGAGACACUAUGUGGCCAAGCCUAUGGGGCACACAAGUAUGAGAUGCUCGGAGUUUAUCUACAGAGAUCAACGGUUCUUCUCACUGCAACUGGGAUACCAGUCACUCUCAUAUACAUCUUCUCCAAGCAAAUCUUGCUGGCUCUUGGUGAAUCAAAAGAAAUUGCAUCAGAAGCUGCACAUUUCGUCUAUGGUCUUGUGCCACAGAUAUUUGCAUAUGCUGCCAAUUUUCCAAUACAAAAGUUCUUACAGGCUCAGAGCAUUGUGUUCCCUAGCGCAUACAUUUCAGCAGGAACGCUAGUGGUGCAUCUCUUGCUAAGUUGGGUUGCUAUUUACAUAACGGGUUGGGGAUUGUUAGGUGCCUCGCUGGUUUUGAGCUUGUCAUGGUGGAUUUUAGUGGCGGGACAGUUUAUGUACAUUUUGGUUAGCCCAAAGUGCAAGCGAACAUGGAUUGGAUUCACUUGGCAAGCCUUCUCUGGUCUGUGGGGUUUCUCGAAAUUGUCCGCUGCAUCAGCUGUGAUGUUGUGCCUUGAGACUUGGUACUACCAAGUUAUAGUUUUGUUUGCUGGGCUGCUCAAAAAUGCUGAAAUUGUCUUGGACUCCCUCGCCAUAUGCAUGACUAUAUCUGGGUGGGUGUUCAUGAUUUCAGUGGGUUUCAAUGCAGCUGCAAGUGUGAGGGUAAGCAAUGAGCUAGGAGCUGAACACCCCAAAUCAGCAUCAUUUGCUGUUGCGAUAGUGACUUUAAGCUCCUCAAUUAUCUCUUUGAUCAUUGCUAUUCUUGUGCUUUUACUGCGAAAUUACUUAAGCUAUAUCUUCACUAGCGGUACAACAGUAGCCCAAGCUGUAGCUGACCUCUCUCCUUACCUUGCCCUCUCUAUCUUACUAAACGGAAUCCAACCUGUCUUAUCAGGGGUGGCUGUUGGGUGUGGAUGGCAAGCCUUUGUAGCAUACGUUAACGUUGGAUGUUACUAUCUCAUCGGUAUACCAUUAGGUUACGUUCUUGGCUUCACUUUCGACUUGGGAGCAAAGGGAAUAUGGUCCGGAAUGUUAGGGGGCACUAUCAUACAAACUCUCAUUUUAUUAUGGGUUACAUAUGGAACCGAUUGGAAUAAAGAGGUUGAGAAAGCACAACAUCUUUUGGAAAGAUGGGAUGAUAUUACAGAGCCACUUUUGAAGGAUGACACGAUCAAAAACUAG
Messenger RNA from Hevea brasiliensis (rubber tree), 1678 nucleotides. RefSeq names its product protein DETOXIFICATION 40-like. Bases 65 to 1678 code for a protein of 537 amino acids. Gene Ontology annotation, biological process: xenobiotic detoxification by transmembrane export across the plasma membrane. Gene Ontology annotation, molecular function: antiporter activity; xenobiotic transmembrane transporter activity. The transcript has 7 exons. Lineage: Eukaryota; Viridiplantae; Streptophyta; Magnoliopsida; Malpighiales; Euphorbiaceae. The record is from RefSeq and is a predicted model, not a curated record. Gene Ontology annotation, cellular component: membrane.